Rhineura floridana is the source of this 3179-nucleotide messenger RNA. RefSeq names its product pyruvate dehydrogenase kinase 2 (gene PDK2). Gene Ontology annotation, cellular component: mitochondrion. Gene Ontology annotation, biological process: regulation of glucose metabolic process; protein phosphorylation. Lineage: Eukaryota; Metazoa; Chordata; Lepidosauria; Squamata; Rhineuridae. The transcript is spliced from 12 exons. The record is from RefSeq and is a predicted model, not a curated record. The coding region runs from base 123 to 1379 and encodes 418 amino acids. Gene Ontology annotation, molecular function: pyruvate dehydrogenase (acetyl-transferring) kinase activity.
UCUGCCAGCACCGUUGCCAGUAGCUCGCUUGGCCGCCGGAGGGUCCCGGUCAGCGCGAAGCUGCUCGUCGAGGGAGACCCGAGAGUGCUUUGCCCGGGCCUGGCAGUCCCAGUGCCGCCGCGAUGCGUCUCCUGCGGUGUUUGAUGAAGGGCCAGUCGGCGCUGGCCGGGGCUCCCAAGUACAUCGAACACUUUAGCAAGUUCUCGCCGUCGCCGCUUUCCAUGAAGCAGUUCCUCGACUUCGGAUCCAGCAAUGCCUGUGAGAAAACCUCAUUCACUUUCCUCCGCCAAGAACUUCCUGUACGUCUGGCCAACAUCAUGAAGGAAAUCAACCUUCUUCCAGACCGCGUACUGAGCACCCCUUCUGUUCAGCUGGUGCAGAGUUGGUAUGUGCAGAGCUUGCUGGACAUCAUGGUGUUCCUGGAUAAGGACCCUGAGGACCAAGGAACAUUGGGACAGUUCACAAAUGCCCUAGUCACGAUCCGUAACCGGCACAACGAUGUGGUCCCCACCAUGGCACAGGGCGUGAUCGAGUACAAGGAGGCUUAUGGGGACGACCCCGUCUCCAACCAGAACAUCCAGUACUUCCUAGACCGCUUCUACCUGAGCCGCAUCUCCAUCCGUAUGCUGAUUAACCAGCACACCUUGAUUUUUGACGGCAGCACCAACCCAGCCCACCCCAAGCACAUUGGCAGCAUCGAUCCCAACUGCAACGUCUCGGAUGUGGUCAGAGAUGCUUACGACAUGGCCAAGCUCCUGUGUGAUAAAUACUACUUGGCUUCUCCCGAACUGGAGAUCCAGGAGGUGAAUGUCACUGGAACAGGACCUCACUCAUGGCUUACCAACCACCCUGGCCAGUCCAUCCACAUGGUCUACGUCCCAUCUCACCUGUACCACAUGCUCUUUGAGCUGUUCAAGAAUGCCAUGAGGGCCACCGUAGAAAGUCACGAGUCCAGCCCCACUUUCCCACCCAUUAAGGUGAUGGUGUCAUUGGGGCAAGAGGAUCUCUCCAUCAGGAUGAGUGACCGUGGAGGUGGGGUUCCUCUACGCAAGAUUGAGCGACUCUUCAGCUAUAUGUAUUCCACAGCACCCAAACCGGAGCUGGGCACUGGUGGGACUCCCCUGGCUGGUUUCGGCUAUGGACUGCCUAUUUCCAGGCUCUAUGCUAAGUAUUUCCAAGGUGAUCUUCAGCUCUUCUCCAUGGAAGGGUUUGGGACAGAUGCUGUCAUCUAUUUGAAGGCCUUGUCAACGGACUCCGUGGAGCGGCUUCCAGUGUACAACAAGUCGGCUUGGCGCCACUACCAAACCAUCCAGGAAGCCGACGACUGGUGUGUGCCCAGUACGGAACCCAAGAACACCUCCACUUACCGGGUGACCUAAGCCAAGCUUUUGUUUGCAUAGAAGGAAAGGUGUCUGCCUAGCCUCAGAGAUGAAGAUGCCAAACUUUGGUGAAGGAAGAGAGACAAAUUGAUCAUCACCAGCAGAAACCCACCUCAUGUUGCGAACCUCUUGGCUGGCCUGGUCAAUUCAUCAGGCAAUCCGGCGCCCACUAACUCUCUCAUACUUGUUUUCAGACGUAUGUAGCAUAGAUCUCUCUUUCACUGUGUUGCCACAGCAUGGAACUUCUCCUCCCUGCUCCACCCUCAAUAUUGCCCUCUGGUCUAGCACCUUGGAAUUGGCCUUCCGAGAGUCUGGUUUUUAUCACAUUCGAUGUUUCUCAAGCCACAUUUAUUAUUCUUGGACUGUAAAAUGGAAGGAAUUCAAAGAGCUUAAAGUGCUGUGCGUUCAGCUUUGGAGAGAACCGAAGAGAUCUGCAGAAGAGAAUGAUGGCAGAGCUGCUGUGUGUGGGCAGGUGAUGUUAAUUUCCAAACAUGGAGAGGAUGGCCCAUGCUGAGGGAGAUGGGAAUGACAGAGCCAGAGAUACUGACUGUAAUGAGAAGAAAAGUUGGAGAAAAGCAAGGGGACUGGAUUCCUUCUCAAUGCAAGCACCAGGAGGGGGAAAGUGGUGCAUGGACGCUCUUGCUUUAGGUUCUGUACCUUUUCCACCACACAUAUGAAUCUCCAACUUGGGCAAGUCAACAUGGAAAUUGGCCAUUGGAACAGUGGGGGAAGUUGGGCGUCCAAACGAGGGCCAAAUGUUCAGUGUGCUGUGGAAUCUAUGCCAGCAUUGAAGGCCUUCAAAAUUUCUUUCCACACCCUUUGGUCAUUCCCUGCUCCUUUCGAUUUGUCCGCCAUGUGCCCAAAUGGCUCUGUCAAUCGGCGCUGGACCAUUCCCCGCGCGGCCUAUCUUGGCGUGCAAAUCCCCCGCUUCCCUUUGUGGGGAAGAAAUUACACGCCCCGUUCUCCAUGAGCAAAAAAGUCUCGGUGAAUGGGGUGAACAGUUUGGGUCAGCCCUGUGAAGAUGAAAUCUCCUUUUGGCCAUUGCAGGUGCCAUGCGCAUCUAGUGGCGCAGUGACACAUUCUCAUCGGAGAACAUGAUAGUAGAAAAGAGCAUAAAGCAAGACUGGGCCUUGUUCAUCAGGGUAUUUGGCGGGGAAGGGGAGAGAGAUGGGAGUAUUUAAGGCUUUCUCCUUGUCCUUCAACUGCAACAGAGCAAGUGGGAUAUGCAUCUAGAGGAGACGCUGUUUACCUCCUUGACCAGCUGCUUCCAGGGCAUAGAAGAGAUUGGCAAAAGGAGCUGUUUGCAGUACCGGCACAUGGUGUCCACUGGGGGAGGAGCUAAGACUGCAGACCCUCUUCCCUCCCUUCUUCUCAUACUCCCCCUCCAGUAGCUCCUGCUAGGAUAUCACAUUUCUGGUCUUUGUUCAGAGCAAUUUGGGUACAUGGUCAAAGUUUGAUUAGAGAGGGGAGUGACUGCAGAUUGCCUCCUGUCUUUCUCUUCCCCAUUCUUCUAAGCAGGAGUCAUCCAUGCCCCCAGAUUCUUCCAGCCUCACCUGCAUACCUUUCUCCCUUCCUUUUUGACUCUCUAAGCCAUUGCCAGCCAGCCUCCCAUUCUUCCCUUGGCCCCUCUUGCAUGGCAUGCUCUUGAAUUGGCUGGAAGUGUCCAUGUAUAAAUAUAUAUAUUUUUAUUCUCUGGGUGGAACCACAGUCAUGGUUUAAGACACAAAAGCUGCCAUAGUAUUUGUUGUUCACUGAUGAAUUAAAUAGCAUAUGGGAAGAACCAUUAAAUGUUAAACCUUA